CGCGUAGUAAAUAAUGUCGUCAAUAGAUUAAGAGGUCAGAUUUGACGAGCAGCCGUUAAAUACACGUGCUCUGGCUGCGAGUUUGGCGGAACCGAGAAAAGCUCGAUGUCCAUGGCAACAUAAUCAUACCACAUAACACCGCCAAAAAACAACAUCGAGGUGUAGGAGGCACGCAACCCAACCCAACCCAGGAACAAUAUUGUAUUGGUUUUUAACUGCGAGUCAUUACCCUAGAUUUGGUUUUCCAUCAAAGCUCUGCCUCUCACAAUCACAACAGUCAGCGAUUCCUGACAAUCUGACAUUGAGGCCGUUGACUAAAGUCAUUGGCAAGAAAUCCAUCCCCGCAUUUUUGGAAUUUCGCCGUUACCGAGGGCGUCUUUAAAUAGGUGGCCAGGAGCACGAGCAUGUCGGUAUCCUGAAGCACUCUCUUCCAAAAGCUCUCUCUAUCUUCGGUAUCACCCUUCGCUAUGGCGGAAAUACUGUCGCGUUUGCUCUCCUUCCCACCAGUGUCUCCACGUACUGUAUCUCAAAUAUCCGACGUUGAGUACGACAAAGAGAUACGCACUUUAUAUUCAGACCUGAAGCGAAUACCUGCGCAUAAAUUAGUUGCAGACAUUCCUGGGAGAGGAAGUUUGUUGGAGCUUCUGGAUCCGGGACUCCAAACUCUGGCCUACCUCUUCGUCAUACUAUCAUAUUACCAAGUUUCGCACGAGAAUACGAAAGAAUCAUUCCCAGCCACUUGGCUGCCAGGAGGUGAAAUCUGGUUAAAGUCAGUAGCAUUCUUAAAGGUGUUUGACCCGAUCCAAGUGAGAUAUGCCGGUCAAGAAUGGAGAAGUCUUGUUGAUGUGGUAGUAAAAUCGGCUGAGAUCGCUUCACGACCGUUGCUAGCUCUUCAUCCUUUAAAAACCGCUAUACUCCGCCUCGAUCCUUCGUCUUCAACAUUCACUUCGUCGCAUACAACAUUCGUACGGUUGUGUCUUCAGUCAAGGUCUUAUCUAAAUGCAUUGGAUAUCCUCGACAAGCCUAUUUGCCAUUUCCCAACCACAUCCGAUAAGCAGUUCAUUAAAAGGUCACAACUUCUUCUGUGUCAGCAACAUGAAUCGAGCACGUCCUUUAUCACAGCUGCAUCCGGGUUGCCCGGCAAAAUAAACCACAGGUCCUAUCUGGAGUACUUUCUGUACGGCGCCAUGGUCUACAUGGGGCUCAAGAAAUGGGACGAUGCCAUUCAUUUUCUCGAAAUCGUGAUUUCUGCGCCCACAACAAACUCAGUGAGCAUUAUCAUGGUAGAAGCUUACAAAAAAUGGGUCUUAGUGUGUCUUAUAGAAAAGGGAAAGCCUCUACCUAUGCCAAAAACAGUGACACCUUUUACAGCAAAGGCAUAUAGGUCACUAGCGAAACCUUACGAAGCUCUCGCUGACAUCUUUAAAUCUGGAAACGUGUCAAGAUUGCUGGCAGAGAUUGCCGCUGGGGAGGCUGUUUGGCUCAAUGAUAACAACAUGGGUUUGGUCUCACAAGUAUUGGUUGCAUAUCAGCGAUUUUCUAUCGUGAAACUCGAGAAAACUUUCGCCGCAUUAUCAAUACCCGAUAUAGCUUCAUAUUUAGGACCUGACGCCCAAACGACUGAUAUCUCUAUAGCUGACUUGAUUACUGCGGGACAGCUGCGGGCAUCGUUAAUACACGCUUCGGACUCUUCGACGCCCACCGUGCUUCGUUUUACUUCAUCAACUGCUAACUUGGGUCAUCUGUUAGAAGUGAAAUUUAGCGCUGAUUUAGUAACACAAAGAAGCCGAUUAGAAACGCUUCUGAAGAACGUGCGUGGAACCGAUAUCAAAUUGGAAUUGGGCCGUGAGUAUAUAGAAAGCUUGCGGAAAGCACCGAGACCUUCAGACGUCGAAAGUAGGGAUAGGUCCACGGCCGGGGUUUCCAAUGGCGAGAUGGACGAAGAUGUGAUGGGGGACUUUGAAUAGAAACGAACCAAUGACAUUCGCAACGUUUGGCUGGUGACAACGAUAGAUUUUGUACUUAACGAUAUCGACGAAUGAUCUAAUUAUGAUACUGCUCGGGUGCUGAAUUAGACACGUAUGACGACCAGCGCUGGUCUGCAUGUGCGUCCUCCUAGACGACAAUAUUAUCGCUUUCGUAAAUGCUCGACGGUUCUUUCUCUACGGCGCUUCAGUAAUCACUAUACUGGAGGAUAAAUGUGGUAUGAUAUAUAUAUGUAUGAUUGCAUCACGUUAUUGGGGCGAUAGAACAACCCAGACCCAAAAGCAAAGAAGAAAAAUCUCCGAACCCGUUAAGCAGGAUAGUAAUUUGUCCACGGAUGACUUUAUAACAAAAGCGGAUAUCGGGUUAAAUGAUAGUUUAUGUAAUACAAUAAUGGAAAAAGCAGGAACUUUCAAAAGGUACAAUUUUUGACCACUUUGGAAGAGUAACAAGCUCAAAACGUGAUCCUGGGAUCAGAAUAUCAAGCAAGAAAAGCAUAUAAAAUGCGAACAGAGAAAAAAAAAAAAAAAAAAAAAAAAAAAAAGAAAAAAAAGAAAAAAAAGAAACGAAAAAGACGUCAGGCUGAUGGAAUUCAAAAAAGAUAACCGGACCGUCCAUCCGCCUGUGAAUUUUUAAAGAAAAAGGCAAACAAAAUGACACUUCAUCUUCAAGUUAUUUAGCUGCUAGCCGCGUUUCAUGCUGUUGUCGAUUCAGCUGACUCCUUUUGAGCUUCAACGUUGGGGAUAGACGCGGCGGUUCCAGAUAGGUCGGUAGAACGAGCUUUCGGAUUCUUCGUAUAAUAGUUUGAGAUGGCGGAUUUAAUUGCAUCUUCAGCAAGCAUGGAGCAAUGAACUGCAUUGGAAACAGAAUAUUAGCUCACUGGAUCAGGUCCAACGUGGAUAAAACAUUCGUAACUUACGCUUUACGGGUGGCAAACAUAGCUCCUUUGCAAUCUCAGUAUUCCGGAUCUUUCCAGCUUCCUCCAACGUCAUCCCCCUCACCAACUCGGUCAGGUAACUGGAGCUGGCGAUGGCGCUGCCGCAUCCAAAUGUCUUAAAUUUAACAUCACUGAUGGUAUUGCUGCCCUUGUCGACACGAAUCUGCAACUUCAUGACAUCUCCACAAGCUGGUGCACCAACAAGCCCCGUACCGACAUCCACAUCUGCCUUUGGCAUCGAGCCUACAUUCCGGGGAUUGCUAUAAUGAUCUAGCAGUGCACAAAAAGGUUAGCAUGAUGAUCAUGAAAUUAGGCUCCAAAUAUAAAAGAGCCAACUAUAAAGUACAACAAAGAAUGAAAGAUGAUCAAACAUAUCUUUUUCAUGAUAGCCUCGGGCGGAUGGGACGGCAAUUCGGGCGAGAUUAUGACUAUUUAGGCUGGAAACUGACGGACGGCCGGCGGCCUGUGGCAGGGUUGACAGAGCGGACGUCCGCGGGACAAGAGUGAGCAAUCGUCUGAACAUCGUGAUUGAAAUAUGUAGAUAGAAAAUCCGACAAGUACGUGGCCUCGAUGUCGCGGGUUUUAUGAAGUCGGGUAUUGAAGCUCGUAGAAUCUGCAAGUAUUUCAGUUCGUGUCGAAGGCGGGACAAGGGAAGAUGCAGAAUGAUGGAUUCGGCUGAUUGAUAAGACAAGCGGAGACUCGAAAUUUUUGCCAUGGGAUAACUAUUACAUAAGUGCUUAUUAAUCAUGUUCUAGGGGCGAAUGCGGAGCAAUUUCACUUCAGCUUCCAAGUUGGAACAAGCAGGGCAAGCGGAUUUCUUCUCCAUCGUGGAAUUCUUGGAAGCCAAACGCCAACAUCAUGAUAAGAAAUGACAUUUUACAUGAGAAGUCCAACGCCACUGAAAACGAGUUAUCUCCUCGUUUUAAAAACAGCAAACACAGAUAAAAGCCAGCGCGGCCGUAACAGUGAUGGGAAUAUGACAUAGUAAGAAAUUUGAAGCAGGUCAAAUACUUCUACGCUGUAUGUAAUCCGACCAAGGAGAACUCGUGAUACCGGUAUAUAAUUACACCACAACCCAUUCACUUCCUCGUUUAAUAAACUUAUCAAUCAUCAAACCUAUAUCAUUGAGAGCGAAUCGACAAACGUAAAAUCCAAAAAACUCAGAGGCAUGUCGAGCGCUAAGCUCAAGCCCAACAAGCGUCUGAGAUGAAUGCUUCAAACCAGGGUCUUCGACUUGCCGAGCAAUUUGAUCUGAAUUUACCUGUUAACGUUCAUAGACUCUCGCUGAGGCCAGAGACAGGAAGAUGGGAUGAACAUGUCAAGGUUAUCAGGCAAAGAGAUUGCUUACCAAGGAUCUGAGCAGCAUCGAAUAGCCUGGCCAGAGCACUCAUGUAGCUCGCAUGAGGACCCGUACACUGUAACUGAGUUACAUCUCUCUUUGGUGCACGAAAGUCAAGGCUAUCCGUCAUCGGUAACGAAUUCAUGGACGCUAGGUACGACUUGCUUGAACCACUUGAAGGCUUUGC
Molecule: messenger RNA, 4446 nt
Organism: Blastomyces dermatitidis ER-3
Lineage: Eukaryota; Fungi; Ascomycota; Eurotiomycetes; Onygenales; Ajellomycetaceae
Product: COP9 subunit 3
Exons: 8
Coding region: 468-1967 (499 amino acids)
Biological process (GO): ubiquitin-dependent protein catabolic process
Cellular component (GO): COP9 signalosome
Source: RefSeq, a predicted model, not a curated record